Messenger RNA from Camellia sinensis, 2996 nucleotides. NCBI's taxonomy places the organism in Eukaryota, Viridiplantae, Streptophyta, Magnoliopsida, Ericales, Theaceae. The record is from RefSeq and is a predicted model, not a curated record.
ACGGACUCUGACAAUCUGACGACUGCUCUACGUACAACGCCGUCGUUUACGUGGAAGGCGGCGAACGACCACGUGUCGCGCCCCCGGAAUCGAAACCCACCAUUCCAAUCCACCUUUGCGUAUCAUUUCAAGUCCGUCUCAGGAAUUCCAAAAAGCAAAUGCGAAAAGCUACCGCUGCUUCACACAGUCUCUCUCUCUACUUUCCCUCUCUUUCCUCAAUUUUCUUUCCCUUCCCUUCACUUUCUCUCUCUUUCCUUCCCCUUAAUUUCUCCUGUCUCUCUCUCUGACAUCACAAUGUGAUGGUUCUUGACUUUCCUCGCCAAUCUCUUCAAAAUAUUUCUUAUUUCGUUAGGAUUGUCCCGUCAAGGCGUUGUCCUUGAAAAAGGAUGUGCUCAUCAGUGUGAAAUAAUUUGUAAGAUGGACUACAAAAUGGACUCCAGUUGCUUAAUCUGUUAGGUGUUGUCAAUGCAUAUUAGGAUUUUGUGAUAUUUAUAUUGGUGGUUGUGGAUUUUAGUACAUUUGGAACUGAUGGUGUACGUACGUAGACUGAAUUUUUGGCGACUAAGGAAUUUGGGUGUAAGGGAUCACCAUUCACAAAUUUAGUAAGUCGUGUAAAAGUAAGCAUUGAAGAAAUUUCAGUUUUCAUUUCCCGUCUCAGGAAUUUUGCUAAUCUGAAUUCAAAUGCAUUUUGUUUAAGAUGAAUCAAAGUGUGAAGUGAGUGUGAGAAUGGCAGUGGGAGUGAGAGCAUUGAUUGCAACAAUACAAUAGGUUCAGACUGGCUGGGCACUUGAGAACACUAAAUAGACAUAAUCAGCGAACAAAUGCAGGUUUUGUGGUCUGCAUAUUGAAGAAAAUGUCAGAAGAUGAGCAAGGAGAAUUCAAAUCCAGAAUUCUGAUAAAUGGAUCCAAAGAUGGUAUGACUUUUAAUGAGACUGUAAACAUGUUUGGAAAGAACCCUGCCCAGGUUGUGGAAGAUGGGUCGUUUUUUCCAGCCUUAGAAGAUGAAGUCAUAGCAGUGGAAAAUUUAUUCGCUGAACCUAAAUGCAAUGCCUUAGGUGAUGAUGUUCUAGGUUUUAACAGUUUCAGUCAACAUACAUGCUUCAAUUUUGAAGAAUGCCCUACUGUUGGGUAUGGUUCUAUAAAAACUAAUAAUGGUACACUGGAUUCCAAUACUAACCUAAGCGAGAAAAUCAAAGAAGAAGUAUGUCUCUUUUUUUCAGAUGGGGUGUCGGGAGGAACUGAUGCAACGGUUCUUGAUGGAAAAAAUAAUCUUAUAGAUACCUGUGAAGAUUAUCUGCUGGAUACUGAGUUUGUUGAUGAAGCUUCUGAUUUCAAUCCAAUCAAAGGACCAUAUGUGGGAAACUUGAAUCUAGAAAGUAAGUCUAUGGUCUCGGGUGGAAGAGGGCAUGGUGCUGAGAUAUCAGAAUUGGCUACGACAAGUAUUCCAGUGCUUCAGGGUACAUGUCAGGAUUCCUCAUUACUUGAUAAGAUGACAAUUGACGAGCUACAUGAGGCCUUUAGGAACAUGUUUGGACGUGAAACAACAGUGACUGACGAGCAGUGGCUGAAGCGCCAUUUAUCAUUUGGUCUGCAGAAUCUUCUUGGACCUUCCAAUGAAAAUGAAGGCAAAAUGAUCUUGUCAACAAGUGAUCUGUGCUCCAGAAGAGUGUCCAGCCCCUUCACAGCUGUGUUCAAUUUCAAAAGAAAGCCAAGAGUUCAACAUGUGAAGAGGGAGAGGCAUGAUAACCAUGUUUCUUUGAAAGCCAUAUCUUCAGAGGUUAGAAAAGCUGUGUUGAGUUUUUCUGAAUUAGGAGAAAAGCAAAGCGUACUUGAUACAAGAAAGAGAGUGCGCAAGCCUACUCGAAGGUACAUUGAAGAAUCAUUGGAACACAAUUCAAGGCAUCAAAAGAGGAGUUGUGUUCUUUCCAGUACGUUCUCAAGGGAUAAACUUCUGCACAAUGGAUCUUACAAGCUGCAUUGUCACAAAGGAUUUGAAUCAAAACCCUUUGUCUCUCAGAAGGAACCUUUCAAAGGAGCUUGUAUUCAGGUUCCAUUUGGUCAACCGGUUCACAAGGGGCACCUGAAGAAAAAGGUGCAUGAAUCUGAGGGUUGCGAAGACAGUAAGCUCUUAGGUUCAAAUAUAGAUUCUGAUAUGGAGUCUUUUUCAACUGAGUCACAAGAUGAUGUGUCUGAAGAUGAUUAUAGCGCGGGGACUAAGACUCAGAAGGGUAAGAGUCGGAGAAAGCACCACAUGUACUGGUCCCUUUCAGAAGUGUCAAAGUUGGUCGAAGGCGUUUCUGUGUAUGGAGUUGGAAGAUGGACUGAGAUAAAAAGACUACUUUUCCAUUCAUCUGCAAACCGGACAUCUGUUGAUCUCAAGGACAAAUGGAGAAAUCUUCUUAGGGCCAGCUGCCCACAGUUGCAGAGCAACAGAAAGGUUGAAUCAAGAAGGAAGCACACAUCACAAGUAAUACCACAAUCUAUUCUGCGACGAGUUAGGGAGUUGGCUGCCAUCUAUCCAUAUCCGAGGGAACGAAAGGCCCAGGUCAUGGAAACUGACUCUCCUAUCCCUGAUAAAAGUACCUGUGAUAAUUUGUUGCCCUUGUCAACUGCUGUUAAGUGUAGUGUACGGUAAAACACAUAAAACUUUACUUAGGAACUGGCACGGUAGAAAAUUUAUUUGAAAAGAAGAAUACUUGGAGUAGCAAAAUUUCUACGUUAAGUACACUAUUUUGACAUUUAGCUCAUGCAUAUAUAGGCAUUAUUAGAUUAUUCUCUUUCUGAGAAAUGUGGUAGUUGUUUUGUUUUUGAAUUUGCUUUUUGGGUUUGAUUGUGCCUAAAUAGUUGUUCUUUGCUGUUCAGCAGUUUAGGAUGGUGUCUAUAUUAACCGUUUUGCUAUACUGAUUACAUCAUGUGGCCGAGAUGACUAGGUGUAUUUUUUUACUCAUUAUUUAUCAUGUGAUAAAAAGUGACGAGAUGACUAGGUGUAUUUUUUU